Messenger RNA from Malurus melanocephalus (red-backed fairy wren), 1974 nucleotides. Its product is annotated as monocarboxylate transporter 2-like. The record is from RefSeq and is a predicted model, not a curated record. Gene Ontology annotation, cellular component: membrane. The transcript has 5 exons. Gene Ontology annotation, molecular function: monocarboxylic acid transmembrane transporter activity. Gene Ontology annotation, biological process: transmembrane transport; monocarboxylic acid transport. Bases 233 to 1675 code for a protein of 480 amino acids. Lineage: Eukaryota; Metazoa; Chordata; Aves; Passeriformes; Maluridae.
GCCUCGGCCGCUCCCCGGCAGCACCCCCGGGACAGCAGCACCCGGGCCUCCCUCCCUGCCGCCCGGCCCGGGCUCUCCCGCUAUUCCGCUGCGGAGGACACCUCAUGGAAAAUAAAUAAAUUAAUUCCCCAACUCACCCCCGCGGCCGGGAGAGGAGCCGGCGGCGGCCGCGGGAUUAGAUCCGGUCCGAGCUAGAGACCAGUCUAGUUGGAGAAGAGACAGAGACUGAAACAUGCCACCUGCAGCGGGAGCACCAGAUUACCCACCUCCUGAUGGAGGCUGGGGCUGGGUUGUGGUCUUUGGGGCUUUUAUCUCCAUUGGAUUUUCCUAUGCAUUCCCCAAAGCUAUAACAGUAUUCUUCAAAGAAAUACAAGAGAUCUUCCACACAUCAUAUAGUGAGAUAGCUUGGAUAUCAUCGAUAAUGUUGGCUGUCAUGUAUGCAGGAGGUCCCAUAAGCAGCAUUUUGGUGAAUAAGUAUGGUAGCCGGCCUGUGAUGAUAGCAGGGGGUAUCCUGUGUUCAUUUGGAAUGAUUGCAUCCUCUUUCUGCAAUAGCGUCCUUGAACUGUACAUAUGUAUCGGUGUGGUUGGAGGUCUGGGUUUAGCAUUCAACUUACAGCCUGCCUUGACCAUGAUUGGCAAGUAUUUCUAUAAGAAGCGUCCCAUCGCUAAUGGAUUGGCGAUGGCUGGAAGUCCAGUGUUUCUGAGCACAUUGGCACCUCUCAAUCAAUUCCUCUUUAAUGCUUUUGGCUGGAAAGGAAGCUUUCUUAUUUUGGGAGGUCUGCUUUUGAACUGCUGUGUGGCUGGGUCGCUUAUGAGACCUGUUGGACCGAAAAAAGUCCCUCCUGUGAAAAAAGAUGUUGAAAAAGGCACAGGAGAUUCUGCCUUGCACAAAAACAACAAGAAGUCUUGUUGGCAAACCAUGAAUAAGUAUCUAGAUCUGUCCCUCUUCAAACACAGAGGGUUUCUGAUAUAUUUGUCAGGAAAUGUCAUUAUGUUUAUUGGUUUCUUUGCUCCAAUAGUAUUCUUGGCUCCUUAUGCCAAGCACAAGGGAAUUGAUGAAUAUUCUGCUGCUUUUUUGCUUUCUAUCUUAGCCUUUGUAGACAUGUUCGCUAGGCCUUCCAUGGGACUUGUAGCAAACUCCAGGUUUAUCCGGCCAAAGAUUCAGUAUUUUUUUAGUUUUGCUGUCAUGUACAAUGGCGUCUGUCAUAUCUUGUGCCCUCUGGCAAAAAAUUACACUGGCUUGGUGAUAUAUGCUGUGUUUUUUGGGUUUGCAUUUGGAAUGGUUAGCAGCGUUCUUUUUGAGACAUUGAUGGACCUUGUUGGAGCUGCCAGAUUUUCCAGUGCAGUUGGACUUGUCACCAUUGUGGAAUGUUGCCCUGUGCUCAUAGGCCCUCCUCUAGGAGGUUGGUUAGUAGAUGUUACCGGUGAAUAUCAGUACAUGUAUUUUGUCUGCGGAGUGAUUGUGACUGUGGCCAGUAUCUGGUUGUUCAUUGGCAAUGCCAUCAACUACAGGCUUUUGGCAAAAGAAAAGAAGUUAGAGGAGGAGAAGCAGAAGGCACAGAAGAAUGCUGACCCAAAAGAAGCAGAACCAUUAACAAACAAUGAGAAUGAAGAUUCUUCCAGCAGAGCUGAUAAAGCUCUUGAAGAUCCCUCAGAAAGAGAAACUAAUAUUUAAUCUGAAAUAUAGCUCAGAAGGCAAUAUUUAUGACUUCCAUUAGGAAUAUGUCUUUAAGACACAGGCCAGGUUUUGUGGUAAUAAUGAUCAGUCACAAUAUUGGAUGGGAACAGAUUUUUGCUCCUUGCAAGACUCUAAGCUAAAUUACUGUCUACAGUUUAUUUAUUUCAGCAAUAAAAAAUUAAGAUUACAGAGGUAGUGACUCCAUGCAAAUGAGUCCAAUAAACUUUGAGUGGACAAUGAAGAGUCAGGUAAACCAGGCUAUAAAGCCUUCCAAUAAAAGUUUUGUUUUAAAAGUA